AUGAAGUCCAAGCGAGCCACCGCCGCCUCCUCAGCCGAGGACUCCAAUCCCGUCGACGUGUCUAUCGACAAGAAGCGCAAGCGCACUGACGACGAUGCCGCAUCAUCGAGCAGCUUGAAGAAGCAUAAAGAGGACGUUAAGGAGAAGAGAGAAAAGAAGGAGAAGAAGGAGAAGAAGAAGGAGGCAAAGGAAGAGCGAGAGGCGAAGAAGCCCAAAAAGGACAAGUCAAAGUACAACAACAAGACUCGAAAAGAGAAGAAGGACGAGCGCAAGAACAUUCAGGAUCUUCCUGAAGACGUGGACACCGAUGAAAGCGGCGAGGGUGGUGCGCAGGUUGCUGAGCCUACUGUGACCCAGCCCGAAGCCAAGACAAAUGGCGAUGCAAAGAAGGAGAAGAAGGAGAAGAAGGAGAAGAAAGAGAAGAAAGAGAAAAAGAAGGCUGAAAAAGAAGCCCAGCCUCAGCCCGAAACCUCGGCUUCCAAAGACGUACCACAAGGCGAAGAUGCCAUCGACCUCGACGCCUCGACAGCAACCAAGCCGGGCCGUAACAUUGUCUUCGUCGGCAACCUGCCUUACACUGCCACCGCCGCAACCAUCACCGCGCAUUUUGCCUCCCUGAAGCCGGUUGCCGUGCGCUGCUUGACCAAGAAGGAAGAUCCUAAGAUGUGCCGAGGCAUUGCCUUUGUCGAGUUUUCAUCGCCCGCGCAUCAGAGGACCUGCCUGGACAAGUUCCACCACUCCAUGUUUGAGGAUGGCGUGUCUGAACCGAGAAGAAUCAAUGUCGAGUUGACUCACACCUACAGCGCCGGAGGUGGUGGAAAGAGCCAAGGCCGUCAGGGCAAGAUCAUGGAGAAGAACAAGAAACUCGAUGAGAACCGAGCGAAGCGCAUCGAGAAGGAAAAGGUUGCCAAGGAAGAGAACCAGGGCAAUGGAGGAAACGCCCGAAUGGACAUCCAUCCUAGCCGUCUUGCCCGUCUCCCUGGUUUCCGAAGUUAA
This is a messenger RNA of Trichoderma gamsii, 996 nucleotides long. RefSeq lists its product as hypothetical. The record is from RefSeq and is a predicted model, not a curated record. Gene Ontology annotation, molecular function: mRNA binding. Gene Ontology annotation, cellular component: ribonucleoprotein complex; nucleus; cytoplasm. NCBI's taxonomy places the organism in Eukaryota, Fungi, Ascomycota, Sordariomycetes, Hypocreales, Hypocreaceae. The coding region runs from base 1 to 996 and encodes 331 amino acids. The transcript is spliced from 2 exons.